GCAUCAAUUAUCAAAGAUCAGCAACAUCGCCACCACCGCCCGCCUCAGUAUUAUUCCUUAUCAUAAUUAUACAGCCCUUAAUUUCUCACCGCAUCGCAGCCGCCAUGUGUUCCCGACCAAUUCAAAAGACAGGUGCUUUGUCCACCGUUUCUCUUCACCCUACAAUCGUGCAACACCUAGAAGCUACUCGGGACGCUGGGAAUGCUGUAAUGCAGCCUGAAGUGUCACUUCCGAUUCGAGAAGUUGUAUCCCAAUGGAUAUGCGUGCGCACUUCUAUACUCUCUUACUGUCUACAUGCCUGACUCCCGCUAGUGUAAUUGCUGCUGUGGCCCGAAUAGUCUCAUGUUCAGUCCGGACUGCCCAGAGUGUGGAACUCGUCGCUGUUCAAGCUGUACAUACUGUUAAUUCCCUGAAGAUCUAUGCGCAUAAAUAUGUCAACAGAUCAUAUUAAUAUGGCCGGUAUAAAUUCAUCCGCUUAUGCAUGGAACCAAGAGUUCUUCGACCGACAAAUUCAAAAGUAUCCAGCACAAAACAUACCUGCAGUCGCUACCUUCUCAAGCGUCCACGAUCUCAUCAAAAAGUUUCUUUCGGCAUCUGGUGAUAUGGAGGCGUUCCUUGGCCCCAGCACAUACCAAAUGUUGGAGCUUGAGCCUCUUUGCAAAUCUUGCAGUAUGGACGAUUUAGUAACCGGAACUGACCCUCGUGUGACUCGGCCCAUGGCUCUUCUGGAUGAUCGAUGUCGGCGAAUGCAUCAUUCUGAACCACCAGGAGGUCACAUGCGCCGUGACCGUGGGCCCUUAAGUUCCUCGCAACUAUUACAAGAACUGAAGAAGAAACGGUAUGGAUCCCUUGGUGAGACUGACGCUGCGAGGCGACUACUUUAUGUGGCUAAUCCAGACUGCUGUGUAAUUGUGGCGUUGGCCUCAACUGCGUCUAGCGUUCAGGCUACGUUUCUACCAGACUUCUUUUAUAAAUACCUGGGGUCCAGAACGUCACUAGGUAUUCAUCGACCGAUGCGGGGACCACUCAUCUUUGGACUCGAAUUCCAUCUUCAAUUCUACGUCUGGUGUGAAGGCGGCCCGCAGUUCCAUGACUCUAGGAAGAAACGUAACGGAAAGCCUCUUCGCCAAAGUCGCCAGCCAUACUACCUCAAAUUCGGCUAUGGAAAUGAGCCACAGGUUCAUAUCUAUGAAACUCAGGUCUCUUGUCUCAUAGCAGGCAUAGAUGAGGACUCCUGGGUUGCAUAUCAGUUCGUUGAUACUUACUAUCAAGGGACAAAACCACUUGCACAAGAUGAAGAGCAUGGCGUCAAGCCAGAUCCCUUGACAGGGGGGCUUUUUGAUGCGAACCUUCCUAUCUGGACUCCGAGAGAGUACUUCCUUAUUGUCUACGAGUGUCGGCUUAAACAAGUUAGGCAUGCUAUGCACAACCUGGUCGCAAGAUUGUUCUUAAGAUUAGAGCCAUAUACGCAGGAUGAAGGAGACAUGACAGCUUCUUUUGGUGAGGGUAUCAUGGGGACGAUGGCCCAGAAGAAGUUGACCCAACAAGUCCUCAACGAAGCAAACCGCUUUCUACCACAAACUAUUCACUCUAUCUGCAAGGCGAUUGAGGUUUGGGAUAGGUUCAGCGGAAGAGAUCUUGCCUACCUCUCGGACAUACUAAAGUCUGAUUCUAAGAAGAGCCCAAUCCCAUCGGUCAAGGUCGUUACCAUGAUUGAGGACCAUAUCGAUGCAUUGCGAGACCUCCAACGACGCGCAGAGGAACAGAGAGAUUUGUGUGCCGGGCUUGCCCGAAAGGUAUGUAAGGGGAGACGACGAGGGGAGGCGAAAACACGAGGAAAGGCUUACGGAAACAGCUGGAAAUGCAGAUUGUAGUAGAGGAUAAUGAAGUCACGGCCAGACAGCAAGCAGGGACUGAGAUGACGAGAUAUUGGACUGGCAUCGGCUUGGUCUUUCUGCCGCUCACGGCUGUUACUGGUAUAUUCAGUAUGCAAGCAGGCAUUUUGCCGGACUCGUUUUAUAAGUGGUGGAUUUUCAUUAUUUUUUGGAUUGUAAUCACGCUUCUCGUUAUUCUCGCUGUCGAGUUCAGAUCAUUACGAUCUUCGAUGCCAGCAUUACGCAACGAUUGUUCUCGUUGUAGAACUUCCUCUCCCUGGUCCCCUUUCCCAUCAAGACUCUCGCUGCUAUCGUCAUCGACGGAUUUCCCUGCUGAGAUCGAGCUCAUCCCAAGGUCCCCGGGUAGGACAGUUUAGAGUGGAGCUUACUGGGAUCCUGUAUUUUCCCCAGACAUCAUGAGAUAUUGUGACUCCGUUAAUAGUUCUUAUUGGUGCGGUAGUGUUUUUCCAGAAGCGAUACAUGGGCGAUCAACUUGACACGAUAUUUAGUGGAGUCCAGUGGGUGCUUGACUGGGUAAGCAUAUCAGGCCAAGCUCCAUACGGUAUUUCGGAGGCAGCAACUCCAUCAAUUGGAGCCAACUGCCAUUGGCCCGUACCGGCAAAAUAGAGUUUCAGAUGCUGAUCCCUGGUUUAGCCUAAUAAUACUUUCUGCCGUAACCUCAUGCCA
Messenger RNA from Fusarium verticillioides 7600, 2561 nucleotides. RefSeq lists its product as hypothetical. The coding region runs from base 420 to 1874 and encodes 484 amino acids. NCBI's taxonomy places the organism in Eukaryota, Fungi, Ascomycota, Sordariomycetes, Hypocreales, Nectriaceae. Gene Ontology annotation, molecular function: metal ion transmembrane transporter activity. The transcript has 6 exons. Gene Ontology annotation, cellular component: membrane. Gene Ontology annotation, biological process: metal ion transport; transmembrane transport. The record is from RefSeq and is a predicted model, not a curated record.